AUGACCAAUUCCAGCCUAUGGAGAAGUGUACAUAAGUAUAAGAUAAAUAUGGCUUUUAAGGGCGAGGACUGCUUAGAUUCCCUUCCGUUACCUGUUCAGCGCAUGCACUUAAUUCAGGUGGACUCUGUUCAGCGAUGGAUGGACGAUUUGAAGUUGAUGACAGACUGUGAAUGUAUGUGUAUUCUCCAGUCCAAGCCAAUCAGUAUUGAGAAGGAUGAACAAAAUGAACUUAUCCUUUCCUCACAAUAUAGUACAUGUGAUAACUUGCAGCAGCUAUUAAAAAGAGCUUGGAUCAUAAGCACAGAGUUGACUAGGAUUGCUCUGAAGGUGGAGAAGAACAGAUGGCAGAGAGUCCACAGCAUGACAGUCAGAGUCAACUGCCAUGUGCGUUCAAUGAUAAAUGAAUACAAUACAUUCAGCCGGAAUUUUUCAGAAGAAAUGCACCAGUUUGAAAAACUUCUAAUAGACAAGUGUUCAGAAUUUACAGCAUUCACAGAAAGGUGCAUACAAACUGAAGAUGAACAGAUACUGAAGUCCAUGAAAUCUUGUAUUAAUGAAAUGCUCACUACGGUUGCUCAGUAUUUUGGCCAGUUGAUAGAGCUGGUUUUAACACAUGAGGCACAGAACCUGCUGAGACAAAUAGAGUUGUCGGAUAGUAUGUACAGCACUGAGUUGGCGAUUAGUAGUUUAUUCAGCCUUACCCAGGAAGGUGCUCAUCUGUGCCGUAUCAUAGCUAAGGAAGGAGGCGUAGUUGCUCUUUUUAAGAUUUGUCGCCAAGAUUGUUUCAGGUGCCUUUAUCCCCAGACACUGAGAACAUUGGCAUCCAUUUGCUGUGUAGAGGAAGGGAUGCACCAGCUGGAAAAGGUUGAUGGGAUACUGUGCCUGGCUGACAUUCUUACUGAUAACACCCAUUCUGAAGCUACUCAUGCAGAAGCAGCGGCAGUAAUUGCACAGAUCACAUCUCCACAUCUCACAUUCACUCAGCAUCUCAGCAGCUUUCUGGAAAAUAUGGAAGAAAUUGUAACAGCACUUGUCAAACUGUGUCAAGAAGCCUCAUCUGGUGAAGUUUUCCUGCUGGCUUCAGCAGCUCUUGCCAAUAUUACUUUCUUUGAUACCAUGGCUUGUGAAAUAUUGCUCCAGUUAAAUGCAAUGAAGAUUCUUCUAGCAGCGUGUUCAGACAAACGCAUAGUGGAUACUCCAUAUUCCCGAGAUCAGGUGGUAACAAUAUUGGCAAACAUGUCUGUCUUGGACCAGUGUGCUUCAGAAAUCAUUCAAGGAAAUGGUGUUCAACUUCUAAUGGAAAUGCUCUUUGAAAGAUCGUCUUCAGGAAAUUCAGCAGAAGUUGCUGCUUGUGAGCGAGUCCAACAGAAAUCUGCAGUUACGCUGGCGCGACUUAGCCGAGAUCCUGAAGUGGCAGAUGCAGCCGUAAAACUCAGCUGUAUUCCUCGCCUAAUUAAACUUUGCAGAUCACCAACUGAAAGAAAUAACAGUGAUUCAGUUUUAGUGGCAUGUCUGGCAGCCUUACGGAGACUAGCAGUUAUGAGUCCUGAUGGACUUGAAGAUUCAGACUUCCAGCAGCUAGUAAAGCCCAGACUCGUGGAUUCCUUUCUGCUAUGCACAAAUAUGGAAGAGAGCUUUGUAUAAAUGUGAGCCAGAAAUCUUUGAAAAAUAAUCAAGAUGAUAGGCAUACAAAAAGAUAACACAUAUACAAGUCUAUUUCAUUUUAGUCCUAUUGUUAUUUAUGACUUAUUUAUUUUAAAUCCAUGAACAUGUGGUUUGUAGGAGCAAAGAAGAAGAA
Messenger RNA from Pterocles gutturalis (yellow-throated sandgrouse), 1798 nucleotides. It is a transcript of the gene INSC, whose product is annotated as inscuteable homolog (Drosophila). Gene Ontology annotation, cellular component: apical cortex. Gene Ontology annotation, molecular function: protein binding; cytoskeletal adaptor activity. Gene Ontology annotation, biological process: regulation of asymmetric cell division; asymmetric cell division; establishment of mitotic spindle orientation. The record is from RefSeq and is a predicted model, not a curated record. Bases 1 to 1644 code for a protein of 547 amino acids. The transcript has 13 exons. Lineage: Eukaryota; Metazoa; Chordata; Aves; Pterocliformes; Pteroclidae.